AUGGACUAUAAUAGGAUGAACUCCUUCUUAGAGUACCCACUCUGUAACCGGGGACCCAGCGCCUACAGCGCCCCCAGCGCCCCCACCUCCUUCCCCCCCAGCUCUGCUCCGGCUGUUGACAGCUACGCAGUUGAGACCCGCUAUGGUGGGGGGCUGCCCAGCCCCGUGCUCCAGCAGAACUCAGGCUAUCCCCCCCAGCAGCCACCUUCGGGGCUCGGGGUGCCUUUCCCCAGCUCCGCCACCUCUGGCUAUGCCCCGGCUGCCUGCAGCCCCAGCUAUGGGCCUUCUCAGUACUACCCUCUGGGCCAACCAGAAGGAGAUGGAGGCUAUUUUCAUCCUUUGAGCUAUGGGGCCCAGCUAGGCGGCUUGUCCGACGGCUAUGGAACUGGUGGAGAAGGACCUGGGCCAUACGCUCCGCCGCAGUCCCCUUAUGGGAAUGAGCAGACAGCGAGCUUUGCACCGGCUUAUGCGGAUCUCCUCUCAGAGGAAAAGGAAUCUCCCUGCCCGUCUGAACCCAGCACGCCCACAGCCCGGACCUUUGACUGGAUGAAGGUUAAGAGGAACCCACCCAAGACAGUGAAGGUCUCGGAGCUGGGCCUGGGCACAUCCGGUGGCCUCCGUACCAAUUUCACCACGCGGCAGCUGACCGAGCUGGAGAAGGAGUUCCACUUCAACAAGUACCUGAGCCGGGCCCGGAGGGUGGAGAUUGCUGCCACCCUGGAGCUCAAUGAGACACAGGUCAAGAUUUGGUUCCAGAACCGGCGCAUGAAGCAGAAGAAGCGUGAGCGGGAGGGAGGCAGGGUACCCCCAGCGCCUCCAGGCUGUCCCAAGGAGGCGACUGGAGACACCUCCGACCAGUCGACGUGCACCUCCCCAGAGGCCUCACCCAGCUCAGUCACCUCCUGA
Messenger RNA from Manis javanica (Malayan pangolin), 906 nucleotides. RefSeq names its product homeobox B1 (gene HOXB1). Gene Ontology annotation, biological process: regulation of transcription by RNA polymerase II. The record is from RefSeq and is a predicted model, not a curated record. Gene Ontology annotation, molecular function: DNA-binding transcription factor activity, RNA polymerase II-specific; RNA polymerase II cis-regulatory region sequence-specific DNA binding. Gene Ontology annotation, cellular component: nucleus. NCBI's taxonomy places the organism in Eukaryota, Metazoa, Chordata, Mammalia, Pholidota, Manidae.